Molecule: messenger RNA, 2040 nt
Organism: Strongyloides ratti
Lineage: Eukaryota; Metazoa; Nematoda; Chromadorea; Rhabditida; Strongyloididae
Product: Ubiquitin-conjugating enzyme, E2 domain and Ubiquitin-conjugating enzyme/RWD-like domain-containing protein
Exons: 5
Coding region: 1-2040 (679 amino acids)
Biological process (GO): negative regulation of apoptotic process
Cellular component (GO): nucleus
Molecular function (GO): cysteine-type endopeptidase inhibitor activity; ubiquitin conjugating enzyme activity
Source: RefSeq, a predicted model, not a curated record
AUGUCUGCCAAUAAUAAUAAAGAUGAAUCAUUCUUUGGAAAAAAGAAAAUUUUUGCCCUUGUUAAUGGGUCUAGAGCUGUUAUAUUAUCAACGGGAAUGUUUAUUGGUAGAGCUGUAAUGGGAACUGCUACAUCAACUAUUGGAAAUCAAAAUACUGAAGAAGAAGUAUGUAUUUCAGAACGAUUAUUAAGAAUGCUUGAUCAAAAACCAUUAAAAAUGGCAACAAUGUUAAAAUUAACAAGAAUAGUAAAUGAUGCCACACCAGAAGAAAAGAUUGAAUUUUUUAAUAAUGGUGUGAUUAAAAAAGUAUGUACACGAUUAAUAGAAGAAGGAGAUUUAAAAAUUAAUAAUUAUAAAGGUUUAUCUAAAACAAAUUCUAAUCCAGAAAAUAUGGAUAAAAGAAAGCAAAAAAAACGACAUAAUAGUAUUACAUCAUUAGCAAUACGAGGAAUUGGUUAUGGAACUGGAUCAACACGUUCACGUUGGGAUGUUGAAAAAGCUAUUGAAGAACGUAUAACAAAAGAAGAACAUAUUAUAUGGUUAUUAAAUGCUUUAACGGCAUUUCUUUAUAAAUCUUAUAAUGAUACUACAUCAUUAGACAUAACAACAUUUGCCAAAACAGAUUUUAGUUAUUUAAAACCAGAAAUUUGUAAAGAAAUAUAUGAUACAAAAGUAUUAAUGUUAUUUGACUAUCAUUUAACAAAUGAUAGUAUUUUUGAUAUAUCAGAGCGUGUAGAUUUAUUUGAGGCUAUCUUUGAAACAAUAAGUGUAAUGUCAAUGAUACCAAAUUUUGUUCAAUAUAUUGUUUAUCCAUUAUAUGGAGAUGGAAAAAGUAUUUCAAAAGAAUUAAUUCCAACAUUUAGGCAUACUCUCCAAACAUAUCCAAAUUUAUUUAAAAGGCAAAUGAUAACACCAGAUUAUCGUUUAAUUGAAUUUAUUAAACAUGUUGAAAAAUAUUCAAAAAUGAUUAUGAAUGCAUCAAGAGAAUUUGAAACGUUAUUACCAGUUGAAGAAAGAAUUAAAACAUCUAUUGGUAAAAGAAAUGAUUGUGAAGAAAGUCGAUUAUUAACACCAAAAGUUAUUGAAAAUAUUUUUGAAGUUGGUAAACAAUUAACUCCUGAAAAUAUUAUUGAAUUGGAUAAAGUUUAUAGUAAAGUUAUGUCAGAAUGGGUUAUGCAAAGUUAUCGUUUUGUUGAUAAUGAUGGUAAAUUAAUUGUACCUUUUACUUAUGCAAAAGACGUCAAGAAUGUUAAUCCAUUUGCAGGAGCACUAAGAGAGAGAACAAAAAGAAUAGCUAAAGAAUUGGCAUCAAUGGUUAAUUCAUUACCACAAAAUGCAAGUAAUAGUAUAUUUGUUUGUGUUGAUGAAAGUAGAUGUGAUAUAAUAAAAGUUCUUAUUAGUGGACCUGAUGAUACACCAUAUGAAAAUGGUUUAUUUGAAUUUGAUGUUUUCUUUCCAACAUCCUAUCCAUUUUCACCACCAAAAUGUUCUUUUCUUACAACAGGAAAUGGUAAUGUUAGAUUUAAUCCAAAUUUAUAUAAUGAUGGAAAAAUUUGUCUUUCUAUUCUUGGAACAUGGGAAGGAAGACCAGAAGAGAAAUGGAGUCCAUACUGCUCACUUUUACAAGUUCUUAUUAGUAUUCAAGGGUUAAUAUUUGUUAAAGAGCCAUAUUUUAAUGAACCAGGUUUUGAAAAAUAUCGUGGAACUGAAAAAGGUGAUUCUUUUUCAAAAAAAUAUAAUUUACAAAUAGAACAUGCAACUAUAACAUAUGCUAUUCGUGAUCAAAUAGUUCAACCUUCAAAACAUUUUGAAUCUGUCAUUAAACGUCAUUUUUGGUUAAAAAGACAUGCAAUAAUUAAACAAGCUCAUAGAUGGGUUGUUGAAAUGAGAAAAGAAAUUGCUGAUAUGAAUAAACCAACUAAAAAAAGAGAUUCAUUUUGUUUUGAUACAGUUUAUAAUCCUGUUAUUCAAGAAAAAGUCAUUCAACAAUUAAUAUCAGAAUUAACAAAUAUGAAAUGUCCUAUAGAAGUACAAAUAUAA